This is a messenger RNA of Prorocentrum cordatum, 2134 nucleotides long. The record is from the annotation of a GenBank genome assembly. NCBI's taxonomy places the organism in Eukaryota, Dinophyceae, Prorocentrales, Prorocentraceae.
CGAGGUCCGACGGCGGGCACAAAGGCCGAAGUCUAGGACAAACGAUCAGAUUGAAAAACCGGAGAAACAACAACUGCAUGAGCACACACACUUUUCACGGUCUGCGCGGAUUUCCUAGAUCUGCGCUGGACCCCCCUUCCUAGCGCGCGGAGCGCGCCAGGCGCGUCGCCGGAGGCGCCGCCAGAUCCGAGAGCCGCGCGGACCGGCGAAAGUUUAGUGUACGUCGUUGCAGUCCUCUUCAUUAUCUGAAAGACCGGGGUCCUCGGAGAGCCGGUUCGUGCGCGCCGCGCCCACAGCUUGGCAUCGCUCGGGUGUGUGCAGUUCUCUUCGGCGAGGACCGUUGAGGAGCAGCUUGGGUCAUAGUCGGGAAAUCAACGAACGAAGUUGAAAGAUGCACGGAACAUGGACGUCCGAGCGAUAGCAAGACAGGGCAAGGGCAAGACGCAGCUCGACGGCCACGCGGGCGGCGCGCUGGGGACGCUCGCGCGCGCCCUGCGCCAGCUGCACGCGGCUGACAUGCUGAACGCCAGGUGCGUCGCGGCGGUGGUCGCGAACUCGCUGGGGGACCUGAUCGCCCUCGUGGCGGAGCACCCCGAGGUGAUCGACUGCGCCGCGGGCGCGCAGCCGGAGGUUGCCCGGGAGGUCAUGCAGGCGCUGCUGGACCACGCGGCCUGCGCCGAGGGCCUCGAGGACUGCGCGGGGAAGCUGCAGGCCGCCCUGGCGGGCGACGCCGUCCCCGCCAGCGAGGCGCUCCUGGCGCUGUUGACGGCGCUGAGCGAGCUGGCGUUCGGCCCCCGCGUGUCCUUCCUGGAGGCCCUCUACACCGGCCAGCAGGAGCGCAUCGACUGCCUCCUCGACAAGGCCCAGCCGUUCCUGGCCAUGCUGCCGCCCAUGCCCGCGGAGCACGGCGCGCACAUCUGCGACGGCUGCGACCAGGGGCCCCUCCGCGGGCCCCGCUUCUCCUGCAAGAGCAUCGGCGACUUCGACCUCUGCGCCCGCUGCUUCGCGGACAGGGACUCCAUCUGCGGCGGCAGGUGCGCGGGCCACGAGUUCGAGACGAUCGCGGGCACCGCCUGCGGAAAGGGCCAUGGCAAGGGCAAGGGCAAGGGCAAGCACAAGGGCGGCCACGCCGCGGAGGGCGCCGAGGGCGCCGGCGUCGGCCCGCAGCAGUCGGGGCCCAGCACUCUCAGGGCGAGGGAGGGUGCGGACGAGACCAUCACCAUACCGAGCGGCUUCUCCGUGGUCGCCGCAUUCUACGGGGACGCGUCGCGCGGCAAGGGGCGCGACGUCACCGACAUCGUGAAGAGCUGCGAAGCCAGCGGGCAAGUCCUUCGUGCAUCCAACGAGCUCUUCGGGGACCCCGUCUUCGGCACGGAGAAGACCCUCUUCGUAGACGUCGAGGCGUCUGCAGUGACAAGCUCCACGGACUGCGACAGCCAGAUGCCCGCAGAUGGCGACAGCCAGGCGACCACGGACAAGGGCAAGGGCAAGGGCAAGUGCAAGGGCAAGGACAAGAGCAAGUGCGAGGGCACCGGCGUCGCCUGCGCCAACCCAGGUUGCGGCUUCCGGGUGACUUGGCACGCGACCCACUGCUGCCACAUGUGCAAGAGCUCCGACGGCAAGGGGCACGGGCACAGGUGCAACAAGGUGCCCGUGGCAGACACCGAGGCCACGUCCAAGGAGCCCCCAGCGCCCGGCGCUGCCCCGGCCAGCUCCGCGGGCCGCGACGGCCGGGCCGAGCUGCAUGGGGCACCCGCCCUGGACGGCUCGACGGAGGGCGACAGCCCGGCGGGCACGGCGCAGGGCACGGACAAGGGCAAGGGCAAGGGCAAGGGCAAGGGCAAAGGCAAGGAAGGCAAGGACAAGAGGAAGUGCGAGGGCACCAGCGUGGCCUGCGCUUGUGGCUGCGGCUUCCAGGUGACCUGGCACAAAACCCACUGCUGCGGCAUGUGCAAGCAGACCGACGGCAAGACGCACGGGCCGAAGUGCAGCCAGGUGCCCCUGGAGGCUUACGGAGGCCCCCAGAGGCUUCCGGAGGGCUCUAGCCUCCGAGUAUCCUGGGAGGCUCGGGUUGACCCAAAAGGGGUCCAGCGACAAGGGGGUGGUGCACUAGAUUUGGUGCACUGGAUUUGUG